AUGAACCUCUAUCGCAAUCUUAUAGCCAUAUUUUUAUGCCUAUUUGUAAAAUAUGGAUCCAAACCCGUAGAAUCAGCGGUAUCUAUUACACACAAUUCUUCUAGUACCACACCUUCUGGAGGUUCAGGCGGGUCUGAAUCCGUUACAGCUGAAGGAGCUAGUACUACACCUCCUGCUGCUACUGAGACAUCCUCUGUAGCUUCUAAACCUCAAGAUACUUCAGGUGGCGCUCAGACGGGUCAAUCAGGUACAGCUAGUGCGUCUCCUGUUCCAAGGGCUAGAGCAGGUACUACCUCUGCAGGUAGUACUGCUAGUACUCCAAUCUCGAUUUCACUGGAUAGUGAUGAAGAAGAAGAAUCAGAUGCUAAAUCGGAAUCACAACCUAGUUCUAAACAGGGCACUGGUACAGCUGCACCAACAUCUGGUUCACCAGCUAGUGCUGGACAACCCACUUCUGGUCAGGGAAGUACUGCCACUAGCAAACCAGUAAGUUCAGUUGCACAACAAGCAAGUGCUGGACAACCCACUUCUGGUCAGGGAAGUACUGCCACUAGCAAACCAGCCGUACAACAGCCUAGUUCAUCACCACCCAAAACCUCUACGGAUACCAGUCAAACACAAUCAUCACAAUCACAAGCUACUCCUGCCCCGGGAGCUGGUACACCUGCACCAACAUCUGGUACAUCAGAACCUAAAUCCUCUACUUCUAAAACAGGUGUUGAUAUCAACAUCAAUUCUGAUACUAAGCCCAGUGACAAGUUUGACUAUAAAAAGGAAGGUUAUUACGCCACUUAUACUCCCAAGGGAAACAAUGCCUUCAAACUGGUUAAGGACGAUAAUACUGAAGUAUGGAAGGCCUCUGGCGACACUAAUUAUGCCAGCAAGGUAGAAGUUGAAAUUUUUGAUGACAGUAAAGCAGUUACUGUGUGUUUAGAUGGUGGUAAGAAUAAGGUGUUUAUAAAAGAAAAUGCCAAUAAAUCGUGGACUGAAAUAGAUUUAAACAAAGUAAAUCCGGAGUCAGUUAACGUAGAUUAUUCUUACGAAAGUUACUCUUAUAAAUGUGAACUAAAGGGAGAGACUAGAACCUUUACUGCUAAAUCAGGAUUUGCUUUUAACUGUGCCAAUAAAUAUGUUAAUAAUAAAAAGGUUGAACUUUGGAAAACUGAUAAAGAGAAUGAGUAUUCAAAUAAGAUUGUCAAUGAAGGGAACAAAAUAACAAUUCAAUUUUCCAAUGGUUCUACAAAAGUGAUUACUAAGGGAUCUGAUGGAAAAUGGUCAGGAGAUAGCCAGUCUGGUACAGCCAAACCUUCCACUCCCCAAAAUGGAGUUGAUCUCAACAUAAAGUCAGACUCUAAGUCCAAAGACAAGUUUGAAUACAAAAAGGAAGGUGAAUAUGUCAUUUAUACUGCCAAAGAUAACAACGCUUUCAAACUUGUUAAGGACCACAAAACUGAAGUAUGGAAAGAGACCAACGCCAGCAAUUAUUCCUCUAGGGUUGAGGUUGAAUUUUUAGCCAACGAUGGUAAAGCAGUUACAAUAUUCUUGACUGGAAAUAAGACUAAGAUAUUUAAGAAAAGUAGUAGUAACGAUCCAUGGAACGAGAUUGACACAUCCAAAGUAACUCGGGGUUCAGUAAACAUCAAUUAUCCUAACCAAAGUUAUUUCUACCACAAUGAACUAAAGGGUAGCUGUAGAACAUUUACGGCUAAACAAGGUUUCGCCUUUAACUGUGCCAAUGAAUAUGUUAAUAAUAAUAAGGUGGAAAUUUGGAAAACAGUUAUAGAGAAUGAAAACGCCAAUAAGAUUGAAGUGGAUAGUUUAAAUAACGAUGGUAAGGCAGUUACUGUUCACAUGCCAGAUAACAAGACUAAGUUGUUUAUCAGAAAUAAUAAGAACGAUCCAUGGAAUGAAGUUGAUUUAUCAAAAGUAACUCCAAAGUCAGUGAAUAUCCGGUAUGAACAUGAUAGUCACUUUUACAGUAACAUUUUCAACAACAACGUUAGAACAUUUACUGCUAAAAAGGGAUUCGCUUUUAACGGUGCCAAUGAAUAUGUUAAUAAUGACAAGGUGGAAAUUUGGAAAACUGAUAAAGAGAAUGAAAACGCCAAUAAGAUUGUUUAUGAAGGCGGUAACAAGUUGACCAUCCACAUAGGAGAGGGUACUAGUGCUUCAACUAAGGUGUUCAAUAAGGGAACUGACGGUAAAUGGACAGAAGAUACUUCUGCAUCCACUAAGCAAGCACAAUCUACUCCUGCCAGAGGAGCUGGUUCAACUGCUCCACCAUCUGCUGGUACCGGUGUGCCUAGAACUAGAACAGGUGGUACUGCUGGUGGUACUGCAGGUGGUUCUGCUUCUGGUACUGCAAUGUCCAUUUCGCUAGAUGAUGACGAAGAUGAUGAUCAAUCACAAUCACAGCCUAGUUCUAAACAGGGCACUGGUACAGCUGCACCACCAUCAGGUUCACCAGCUAGUGCCGGACAACAAGCUACUACAGAACAGGGCACCGUACCCAAAACAGCUGGACAACAGCCUGCUACUACUCCUCCAGCACCUGAAAGUGGAGCCCCUGCUACACCACCUCAACCUGGAGCAGCAACUACACCACCAACUCAACCUGCUUCUACUCCACCAACUCAACCUGCUUCUACUCCACCAACUCAACCUGAAAGUGGACAAGCUGCUACUCCACCAACUCAACCUGAAAGUGGACAAGCUGCUACUCCACCAACUCAACCUGAAAGUGGAACAGCUAUUUCACCUGAAUCAGGUGGAGAAGGUUCUCCCACUACACCACCGCCUCAGUCUGGAUCAGGUACUGCUCAACCUGAAUCAGUUGAUAUUACAGUGUCCAGUCUUGCUACAGCUUCCCACCGUAAACCGGAUGAACUUGAUCGACCAAUUUGUUACGAUAAAGGCCCCAAACAUUUAAUACUUGAACUUGAUAUUAAAGUUGAGAGUCCAUGUUAUAAGUCUGUCAAAGAAGAUCAAAUUUCCACGUAUUCCACAAUAGAUGGUUAUGACUUUAUGUUAGUAACACAAGGAGGAAGUAUACUAUACGAGGCCGGAGGUGAGGAAGAGUGUGCUAAAAAGGUCCAAUACUGGGAGGGAGAAAAGCUAGUUAUAUCAGAUGUAGACAACAAAUCUAGAGAAAUUCUUCUUAAUUUAGCCGUUGACGUCAAUAAUAAGCAAAGUACGGAUCAUGUUACAUAUGACAAAGUCGACUGGGAUGGUAUUCACACUUUCACUGCUAUACCUCCAUCAUAUAUAUCUACUGUGAAGAGAGGUGAUGAAGUAUUAUGGAACAGAGGUGUCGGAGACCGCUACGUUACUAGAAUUGCGGUUUCUGAUUAUGAUAAGGACAAACUCAAUAUUAAAUUAGGCUACCACCCCCACGACUCCCACCUCCAGAUUCAAGACAUAGAUGACACGAUUGACCAUUUUGCAGAUGAAUUAACUUACCGUUUCAGUGACAGUGCCAAGCCAGUUAAUGUAAGAUAUAACAAGAGGCUUCUGUGGCAGAAUACAGAGAAUAAAAAUCACAAGUUCUUGAAUCUUAGGAAAAGCCGUAAUGAAAUUUCCGUGGUCGCAAUGGACAUGUCAAAAUUCUAUGUUGUAACAAAGGGCAGUCCUAAGGUAAACGAUGAAUCUAAAUACAACUUCAGAAAGAUUGGCAACAAUGAGGGGCACUAUUUUUUUAAAAAAGGGGUCCAGUGUACUGAAGUUGGUGUUUAUAACGAGCCCAUUUGGAAGCAUAGCGUUAGCGAAUAUAAAGGAGCAUAUCCGAAGGCAGUCAGUUAUUAUGGAAACGAUGAGGUGGUUGUCUCUUUUAGUGAUUUUUCCCUCCAUUUCAGUAGCAAGGCCCUAUUAUGGCGUGUCUUGACAGUAAGCAAUCCAGGUACAACAGUUCCUAAGGAAAGCAAAGAUACUAAGAAAGAUGAAAAAGUUCCUGUACCAUCACCUCAAACUGCCAAACCUACUACACACCAUCAUAUUAAAUUAUAUCAACCUGAUCCCAAUGAUUCUAAAUAUGUUGUGGAACUUGAUUCCUCUAAGUAUAGAUUCAAUAAAGACAAAUUUGUUGAAAAUGUGUAUAAUUAUUACUUCAAUGACGACUCGAAGUGUACAUUAAUUAAGCUCUGGGAUACGAAUCUAUGGCAUUACGAUUAUCAGGUUGAUGAUGGGCAAUUUCCGAAAUCAUUAAUUUAUGAUCCAUCUGAAUAUAGGUUAGCGCUUCAACUUGAUUUAACGAAUAUUUUUUAUUCGAUGGAUGAGAAUGGGAAAUGGACUGCAAUCGACCCAGGUUUGGUGUUGUAUACUAUUGAUCCUAAGGAUGAUACAAAUCUAGUUCAACUUUUUACCAACCAGUAUGGCAUUACUGAGGAUCCUAAUAAUCAAUUUGUGUUCUACUAUCAUUUUAAAGAAGGCGUCAAUUGUUCAUUAGUUAAGUCAGAGGGAGCCGAUGUUUGGAGUCAAGAUUUUUCUAAUCCUAAUCCCAAGUAUCCCUUUAAAAUGAAAUAUGAAGCAAAAUAUCGUUGGCUACUGUUGAAUUUCGAUGGACUAUUUGUGAAUUGCCAAAAAGAUCAAGAUGGCAAAUGGAACUGUAAGGAAACUAAUGUAGAAAUUCCCCAAGAAGAACAAUCAACUGAACCAGAAUUUGAGGACGAUAAAGCUGAUGAAGGUUUAUAUAAACAUAAAUUUGUCCGUGAAACAAAAGACUCUUCUAAACCUAAAACAUUGGAAGACACUUCUGAAUCUCAAACAGCUGUACCCCCAUCUGAAGACUCUACUCAGUCUCAAGUUAGUUCUCAGUCCCAAUCUGAACAGGCUCCUGAAUCUCAACAACCUGCUAGGAAAUCAGCUUCUGAAACUCAUUCUACUUCCACAGUACCUAAAACCUCUACAGGUACCGGUCAAGCACAACCUUCGUCUCGUUCAACUCAACCUAAACCCGCGGAUGCUAAAACUGGUGGUGAACCUAGUAAGCAAACUGCCUCUCAAUCACAGUCUAGUACGCCAGCAGCCAAACCUUCCACUCCCAAAAAUGGAGUUGAUCUCAACAUAAAGUCAGACACUAAGUCCAAAGACAAGUUUGAAUAUAAAAAGGAUGGUGAAUAUGUCAUUUAUACUGCCAAAGAUAACAACGCUUUCAAACUUGUUAAGGACCACAAAACUGAAGUAUGGAAAGAGACCAACGCCAGCAAUUAUUCCUCUAGGGUUGAGGUUGAAUUUUUAGCCAACGAUGGUAAAGCAGUUACAAUAUUCUUGACUGGAAAUAAGACUAAGAUAUUUAAGAAAAGUAGUAGUAACGAUCCAUGGAAAGAGAUUGACACAACCAAAGUUACACGUAGCUCGAUAAACGUAGAUUUUCCUAACCAAAGUUAUUUCUACCACAAUGUACUAAAGGGCAGAUUCAGAACAUUUACGGCUAAACAAGGUUUCGCCUUUAACUGUGCCAAUGAAUAUGUUAAUAAUAAUAAGGUGGAAAUUUGGAAAACAGAUAUAGAGAAUGAAAACGCCAAUAAGAUUGAAGUGGAUAGUUUAAAUAACGAUGGUAAGGCAGUUACUGUUCACAUGCCAGAUAACAAGACUAAGUUGUUUAUCAGAAAUAAUAAGAACGAUCCAUGGAAUGAAGUUGAUUUAUCAAAAGUAACUCCAAAGUCAGUGAAUAUCCGGUAUGAACAUGAUAGUCACUUUUACAGUAACAUUUUCAACAACAACGUUAGAACAUUUACUGCUAAAAAGGGAUUCGCUUUUAACGGUGCCAAUGAUUACGUGAAUAAUGACAAGGUGGAAAUUUGGAAAACUGAUAAAGAGAAUGAAAACGCCAAUAAGAUUGUUUAUGAAGGCGGUAACAAGUUGACCAUCCACAUAGGAGAGGGUACUAGUGCUUCAACUAAGGUGUUCAAUAAGGGAACUGACGGUAAAUGGACAGAAGAUACUUCUGCAUCCACUAAGCAAGCACAAUCUACUCCUGCCAGAGGAGCUGGUUCAACUGCUCCACCAUCUGCUGGUACCGGUGUGCCUAGAACUAGAACAGGUGGUACUGCUGGUGGUACUGCAGGUGGUUCUGCUUCUGGUACUGCAAUGUCCAUUUCGCUAGAUGAUGACGAAGAUGAUGAUCAAUCACAAUCACAGCCUAGUUCUAAACAGGGCACUGGUACAGCUGCACCACCAUCAGGUUCACCAGCUAGUGCCGGACAACAAGCUACUACAGAACAGGGCACCGUACCCAAAACAGCUGGACAACAGCCUGCUACUACUCCUCCAGCACCUGAAAGUGGAGCCCCUGCUACACCACCUCAACCUGGAGCAGCAACUACACCACCAACUCAACCUGCUUCUACUCCACCAACUCAACCUGCUUCUACUCCACCAACUCAACCUGAAAGUGGACAAGCUGCUACUCCACCAACAGGUGGAUCUGGCCAACCUGGAGCAACUACAGGAACUACAACCGAAUCAGGAGGCACUGCUCAACCAAAAGUUAAACUUUUAAAGGCGGAUCCUUCCGAUGCAACCAAAAAUUUGGAACUAGCUUCUAAAGAAUACAGUUCGUCUACAAGCGGAAACGUGGUUACAUAUCAGAUUGCCAAUGGUGUUAGUUGUACCCAAUUGAUGCUAGACGAUGUUUUAUUGUGGGAAUACGAUAAAGAACAACGUGGAGGUGAAUAUCCCAAAUCAGUAGAUCACGAUGCAACCAAUUACGUUGUAGUUCUUAAAUUUGUGGGUUUAGAUAUCAAAUUUGAAAACACCACAGAGGGUUGGGUAUUUACUGAAUCUGGACCACUAGCCGUCAAAUUCCAUGUAGUUGAUCCUAAUGAUGCAACCAAGACAGUCGAACUCGCUAGUAAUAACCUCACAGUAACUCCAAGUGGUGAUAUUACUACAUUCACUAUCGCAGACAAUGUUAAUUGUACCAAAUUACUGUAUGGUCCCAUUUUAUUGUGGGAACACGACACAUCUCAACAGGGUGGAAAGCAUCCAAAGUCAUUAGUUUAUACCAGAUCCACAGAAACACUCGUACUUAAAUUUGAAGGUAUAGAUGUGACUUUUGCAAAGAAUGAUCAAGGUCAAUGGGAGUUCACAGAGACCGAUACAUCCGCAGGUGGACAAGCUGCUACUCCACCAACUCAACCUGAAAGUGGACAAGCUGCUACACCACCAACUCAACCUGAAAGUGGACAAGCUGCUACUCCACCAACUCAACCUGAAAGUGGACAAGCUGCUACUCCACCACCUCAACCUGGAGCAGGUACAGGAACUACUCCACCAGCAGGUGGAUCUGACCAACCUGGAGCAACUACAGGAACUACAACCGAAUCAGGAGGCACUGCUCAACCAAAAGUUAAACUUUUAAAGGCGGAUCCUUCCGAUGCAACCAAAAAUUUGGAACUAGCUUCUAAAGAAUACAGUUCGUCUACAAGCGGAAACGUGGUUACAUAUCAGAUUGCCAAUGGUGUUAGUUGUACCCAAUUGAUGCUAGACGAUGUUUUAUUGUGGGAAUACGAUAAAGAACAACGUGGAGGUGAAUAUCCCAAAUCAGUAGAUCACGAUGCAACCAAUUACGUUGUAGUUCUUAAAUUUGUGGGUUUAGAUAUCAAAUUUGAAAACACCACAGAGGGUUGGGUAUUUACUGAAUCUGGACCACUAGCCGUCAAAUUCCAUGUAGUUGAUCCUAAUGAUGCAACCAAGACAGUCGAACUCGCUAGUAAUAACCUCACAGUAACUCCAAGUGGUGAUAUUACUACAUUCACUAUCGCAGACAAUGUUAAUUGUACCAAAUUACUGUAUGGUCCCAUUUUAUUGUGGGAACACAACGCUUCACAACAGGGUGGAAAGCAUCCAAAGUCAUUAGUUUAUACCAGAUCCACAGAAACACUCGUACUUAAAUUUGAAGGUAUAGAUGUGACUUUUGCAAAGAAUGAUCAAGGUCAAUGGGAGUUCACAGAGACCGAUACAUCCGCAGGUGGACAAGCUGCUACUCCACCAACUCAACCUGAAAGUGGACAAGCUGCUACACCACCAACUCAACCUGAAAGUGGACAAGCUGCUACUCCACCACCUCAACCUGGAGCAGGUACAGGAACUACUCCACCAGCAGGUGGAUCUGACCAACCUGGAGCAACUACAGGAACUACAACCGAAUCAGGAGGCACUGCUCAACCAAAAGUUAAACUUUUAAAGGCGGAUCCUUCCGAUGCAACCAAAAAUUUGGAACUAGCUUCUAAAGAAUACAGUUCGUCUACAAGCGGAAACGUGGUUACAUAUCAGAUUGCCAAUGGUGUUAGUUGUACCCAAUUGAUGCUAGACGAUGUUUUAUUGUGGGAAUACGAUAAAGAACAACGUGGAGGUGAAUAUCCCAAAUCAGUAGAUCACGAUGCAACCAAUUACGUUGUAGUUCUUAAAUUUGUGGGUUUAGAUAUCAAAUUUGAAAACACCACAGAGGGUUGGGUAUUUACUGAAUCUGGACCACUAACCGUCAAAUUCCAUGUAGUUGAUCCUAAUGAUGCAACCAAGACAGUCGAACUCGCUAGUAAUAACCUCACAGUAACUCCAAGUGGUGAUAUUACUACAUUCACUAUCGCAGACAAUGUUAAUUGUACCAAAUUACUGUAUGGUCCCAUUUUAUUGUGGGAACACAACGCUUCACAACAGGGUGGAAAGCAUCCAAAGUCAUUAGUUUAUACCAGAUCCACAGAAACACUCGUACUUAAAUUUGAAGGUAUAGAUGUGACUUUUGCAAAGAAUAACGAAGGUGGUUGGGAGUUCACAGAGACCGAUACAUCCGCAGGUGGACAAGCUGCUACUCCACCAACUCAACCUGAAAGUGGACAAGCUGCUACUCCACCACCUCAACCUGGAGCAGGUACAGGAACUACAACCGAAUCAGGAGGCACUGCUCAACCAAAAGUUAAACUUUUAAAGGCGGAUCCUUCCGAUGCAACCAAAAAUUUGGAACUAGCUUCUAAAGAAUACAGUUCGUCUACAAGCGGAAACGUGGUUACAUAUCAGAUUGCCAAUGGUGUUAGUUGUACCCAAUUGAUGCUAGACGAUGUUUUAUUGUGGGAAUACGAUAAAGAACAACGUGGAGGUGAAUAUCCCAAAUCAGUAGAUCACGAUGCAACCAAUUACGUUGUAGUUCUUAAAUUUGUGGGUUUAGAUAUCAAAUUUGAAAACACCACAGAGGGUUGGGUAUUUACUGAAUCUGGACCACUAGCCGUCAAAUUCCAUGUAGUUGAUCCUAAUGAUGCAACCAAGACAGUCGAACUCGCUAGUAAUAACCUCACAGUAACUCCAAGUGGUGAUAUUACUACAUUCACUAUCGCAGACAAUGUUAAUUGUACCAAAUUACUGUAUGGUCCCAUUUUAUUGUGGGAACACGACACAUCUCAACAGGGUGGAAAGCAUCCAAAGUCAUUAGUUUAUACCAGAUCCACAGAAACACUCGUACUUAAAUUUGAAGGUAUAGAUGUGACUUUUGCAAAGAAUGAUCAAGGUCAAUGGGAGUUCACAGAGACCGAUACAUCCGCAGGUGGACAAGCUGCUACUCCACCAACUCAACCUGAAAGUGGACAAGCUGCUACUCCACCAACUCAACCUGAAAGUGGACAAGCUGCUACUCCACCACCUCAACCUGGAGCAGGUACAGGAACUACUCCACCAGCAGGUGGAUCUGACCAAUCAGGUGAAGGUGCUGCUCCUACAAAUUAA
This is a messenger RNA of Theileria orientalis strain Shintoku, 9711 nucleotides long. RefSeq lists its product as uncharacterized. NCBI's taxonomy places the organism in Eukaryota, Apicomplexa, Aconoidasida, Piroplasmida, Theileriidae. The coding region runs from base 1 to 9711 and encodes 3236 amino acids. The transcript has a single exon. The record is from RefSeq and is a predicted model, not a curated record.